Lachancea mirantina is the source of this 1386-nucleotide messenger RNA. Lineage: Eukaryota; Fungi; Ascomycota; Saccharomycetes; Saccharomycetales; Saccharomycetaceae. The record is from the annotation of a GenBank genome assembly.
AUGAGCUCGAUACUUUCCGAAGCAGAUUUGAAUGAUUUCAUUUCACCAGGUUUGGCCUGCAUAAAGCCUGUACAAAACGAACAGAAAAGACCAGAAAAUUCGGAAGAUGCAUUGGUCGUUGGGAAAGAGCCCAGCGAGCCUCAAAAGGUGUCGAUCUCUCUGCAAGAUUGCCUGGCAUGUGCUGGCUGCAUAACUUCUAGCGAAGAAAUUCUCUUGGGCCGCCAGAAUCACAAAGUCUUCCUAGAAGCUAAAAGUAAUUUCACAGCGGGCAUGAGUCUUGCCGUCAGCAUCUCUCCACAAUGUCGGCUAUCGUUGGCGAACUUUUACGACCUGUCUCUGGAUGUGUUUGACGCCGCUUUUCUGAACCUUAUGCUUUGCUAUUUUGAGGCUCGCUAUGUCGUUGGCACACAAAUGGGCAGGACUCUAAGCAUUAGUGAGACAAACUAUGAACUGAGCCGCCGAAAAACUUUGGAUAAAUACAAAAAACCUCAGCUUUGUGCGGUUUGUCCCGGUUUCGUCCUAUAUUCCGAGAAGACCAAACCUGAGCUGGUGCCGCAUCUGCUGGAUGUAAAGUCUCCACAGCAGAUCACUGGAGCGCUUCUCAAGGCUAACAAUCAAAAUAUCUACCAUCUCGCUGUGAUGCCCUGUUUUGACAAAAAAUUAGAGGCCAGUCGAGCUGAUACCGAGGGAGAGGUUGAUUGCGUGAUAACCCCUCGAGAGAUGAUUUCGAUGCUGCAAGAACUGAAUUUGGCGUUCAGCGAUUUCUUGAACGGGCCCAGCCUACAAGAUCUUCAGCAGAGACUAACGCCUGAGGGCUGGAACCCUCGCUUGCAUUGGGUGUCUAACUCAGGUAGUAGUUCGGGGGGAUUUGCGUUCCAGUACGUUCUCAACGAGCAGCGGUCAAAUCCAGGAUCUGAAAUAAUUCAAAUUAUGGGAAAGAAUGCGGACAUACGCGAAUACAGACUAGUGGAUUCUACCAGUGGUCAAGUCCUGGCGUCAUCUAGCGAAGUAUACGGAUUUCGCAACAUACAAAACUUGGUGCGCAAGCUCGGGGGAGCGCGUAGAACAAGUCGCAACAUAGUAAUAACGAGAAAGCGCGCAAGCGAGAAAAAUGCAAGCGACUCAAAGCCUACUGAGCCUGAGCCGGCGAGAACGGAUUUUAUAGAAGUAAUGGCGUGCCCAGGAGGCUGCAUCAACGGGGGUGGACUACUUAAUGAGGAGGCAAACACAACACGGCGUCGCGCCCUCGCAAAGAAGUUAGACACUCAGUACUCUACUCUUCUACCACAGACUGAAUGCUCGGAAGAAUUUGUUUCCAGUAAUCGCUACAAGUUCAGCGCCAUUCAAAAAUCCACUGACGUCGUAACAGUAGGAAACACCUGGUAA